GGAUUCGCAAAGACAGUAUCUGUUACGAAUGACGCCAAGAUACAGACGAUGCCUCCUCGCCAAGCAUCUAGGGAUAUUUUCGUUAUUCACCUUGAUCACUGCGGUUCCAAGUUCUUCACUUAAAUUGUCCCGUUGUCUCUCCUCUCUCCUUAACCAAUAUUUAAGGUACGCAAACUCGCGGCUCACUUACACACUCUCUUCAUCCUAUUCCAUCCCUCUCCCACCCAUAAAAUACACUUCAUCAUGCGGCUGCCCCGACCCCCUUUUGACCCGGAGCUCGCGCCCAUUCAAGCUGCCUUUGAGCCGUUCGGCCCCAUUACCCCAGAGUUCGUCAUCAAUCACCAUGCGCGCACCGACCGUACCUUGGAAGCCCCACACAUUGCCGCCGCGGAAGCCAUAGGCGACCGGCCCCUUACGUACGCCGAGCACACGGCCCCCGGCCUCGGCCUGAAUGACCCUCCCAUCGCGCUCUCCAUCUUCACGCCCAACACGGCCCCAGUGGAUGAUAAGAAGCGGUGGCCCUGCAUCUUUUACGCGCACGGCGGUGGUCUUAUUUUCCUCCACCGCCUCGUCGGACUCUCGCAGCCGCUGGACUGGGCUGUGGCCGCAGGCGCCGUGCUCAUAAGCGUCGAGUACCGCCGCGCGCCGGAGCAUCCGCAGCCGGCGGCGUCGGAUGACUGCUUCGCGGCACUGAAAUGGGUACAGGCAUCAGCAGGCGUACUAGGCAUUAAUGCUGCACGUAUCCUGGUGGCCGGGCAGUCGGCAGGCAGCGGGCUGGCGGCCGGGCUCGCGCUGCGGGCGCGCGACGCGGGGCUUAACCCUCCGGUGCACGCGCAGAUGCUGCCUUGUCCAAUGCUCGACGACCGCUGCAAGUCCAUUAGCUGCGCGCAGUUCGAUGACGGCGUAGAGCCGUGGGACCGGACUAAGAACGCGGCGGCGUGGGCCAUCGCGCUGGGCGAGCGCGCCGGGGCCCGAGCCCGGGCCGGCGACACUGUGAGCUCAUACUGGGCGCCUGCGCGGGCCGAGACACUGGUGGGGUUACCACCCGCGUACAUUGAAGCGGGGUCCGCCGAGUUCUGCCGUGAUGAGGCAGUGGAAUUCGCGUCGCGGCUCUGGUCGGCCGGGGUCUCGGCAGACCUGCACGUGUGGGCGGGCGGUUUCCACGGUUUUGACGAGAUGGCACCAGAUUCGUGGUUGGGACGCCGGGCUAUCGCGGCCAAACUGGAGUGGGUGCAGCGAGUGCUGACGGAGUGAUAUUGUUGAACGGCCGGGUAAACAAGAUGUAGCUGCGUUACGUCAGUAGGCGCAUUAUCUGGUGAGCUGCCAUACCCGUGGCCGGGUUGAGAGAAAGAAUGUCGCCAUGUGCGGUUGCAAGAGCGCAUAGAAAAAGAGUAGGACUCGAGGCAGACGUCCUUGAUCACAGUGAGACAAAGGGGGGCGUUUACAUAUUCGUUGCACAUCUCCAACCAAUUCCUCUAACAUUGCACAUCGCAAGCGGGCUAACGGUUUUACAUUCUCCGCAUUGAGAGACCUUGGAAGUUUAGGGGGCUAGAGAUGCUUAGUAUUUGCGUCUGACUUGUGCUUUGCCCGCAAAUAGAUAGAUUCAUACACAGAAGUCCACUCAUUGGACACACACGAGUGACAGACCACAGAUUAUACCAAGCAAGA
Molecule: messenger RNA, 1668 nt
Organism: Colletotrichum acutatum
Lineage: Eukaryota; Fungi; Ascomycota; Sordariomycetes; Glomerellales; Glomerellaceae
Product: Alpha/Beta hydrolase protein
Exons: 1
Coding region: 244-1254 (336 amino acids)
Molecular function (GO): lipase activity
Source: RefSeq, a predicted model, not a curated record